Messenger RNA from Pectinophora gossypiella (pink bollworm), 1858 nucleotides. RefSeq names its product MAM and LDL-receptor class A domain-containing protein 1-like (gene Scr-c). The record is from RefSeq and is a predicted model, not a curated record. Lineage: Eukaryota; Metazoa; Arthropoda; Insecta; Lepidoptera; Gelechiidae. The transcript has 10 exons. Gene Ontology annotation, cellular component: membrane. Bases 110 to 1858 code for a protein of 582 amino acids.
UUAUUCAAAAUGCACCAUUGGUGACCAGUGCUGUACUAAAAUAAAACAUACUUAUUUAUAAAAAUUUUAAUUAAUGUUCUUUCACAAUCUAUAUUUUUAUUAGUGUAAAAUGUUUUUUAAGAAGUGUUUUUUGUUGUUAUUUAUUUUCAGCGACGUCCUUGCACAAUAUGGCAUGUCUUCGCGCCCGUGUCCUUUCCCAAACUUCACUCACGGGCGGUACCGCAUUAGACAGAAGAGUAAGCUAAUAAAGUUCGUCUGCUUCAUCGGUUACGAGCUUGUGGGAAAUAAGUACGCGACAUGCCGUGAUGGAGAAUGGGAUGUGCCCACGCCAGUUUGUGUCAAACCAGGCUGCCAACUGCCAAAGAUAGCGAAUGGUGUGGUGAUGACGUCACACAAGGACGCGUGGGCUAUGGUCUUCUGCCUCCCGCAGCAUAAGCUACUCGGCUCUCCAGCAAUAUACUGUGAUGGGAAGAAAUGGAAUGCCACUGCGCCUACAUGCGUUGACGCCACUAAUCCGAGCGCGCUAUCCUGCGACUUUGAGGACCCCAACCUCUGUGGCUGGUCCCAGGAUGAGCUUCACGACUUCGACUGGAAGCGGCUCAGCAAGAAGACGCCCAGCUCGUUCCUCUUCACUGGACCUUCGUAUGACCAUACAUUUGGGGAGCGUGGAUCAGGUUACUACAUGUACAUAGAAAGUACUUCUAGGCUGUGGAACGACACAGCUCGCUUGCUAUCACCUAUCUACGACGCAAGUUUGGCGAAAAACGGAUGUUUCUCUUUCUUCUAUCACAUGUUUGGCAAGACAACAGGAGGCCUCCGGAUAUACCAGAAGCCAGACCAGGUGGCUCUGGCGCACCUGAUGAGGCUACCAGAGUCUGAGAGGAGGAAGUAUCUCCUCUUCGAGAAGUGGGGGAACCAAGGAGAUGUUUGGUAUGGAGGUGUUUCCAUGCUGACGGAUUUGAAUGAUGAUUUUCAGAUCGUAAUAGAAGGCAUUCGAGGGUCAAGCUUUACAAGCGAUAUAGCUAUUGAUGACGUAUCCAUCCUGCAAGGAGUUAACUGCACAAUUGCAAAGAAUAUGGCUACCACACCUGCUGUAGUUAUGCCGGAUUCUUGCUCCGGCCGCUGUGACGUAUUCGGUAUACCGGAUACGGAACUGGGUUGUGGAUGUACUGCUUCGUGUGUGGCUGAUGGCAAGUGCUGUCCUGAUUUCUUCGACGUGUGUGUCUUUGAUUCAUCUACGACAACAGAUGAGAACAGCCCUGCAGAGUUGCCGCAAACACAAAAACUGGUAGCUCCCACUGUUACCACAACAGAAGCAACUGUUAAAAUGACUCCUAUUCCAACUACAAAACUGACAACCAUCACUACACCGAAAGUCAUAAGAACAACGAGGCCAUUUAGACCUACAAAACCUAUUGCCACUACAAAGAAACUUCCAAUCUUAGUCUUUAAGACCACAGCAAAAAUGUCCAACAAAACUGGAAUAAUCCAGAAAGAUACUACAAAACCUACGGUUGUUACUAGCACAGCUAAAGUGACAACCAGAGUUCCAAAGACUUCAACGACAACAGAAGGAAAGAAGAAGAGUUAUAUAGAAGAUACAUUGAAAGCGAAGAAAGAACAGAGUAUUGAAGCGAAGAGAUUGAGAACGCAUACUUCGGAUGAAAAGCCAAGCAAAUCCAGCAGCGGCUUACGGACUAGUAUACUAACAAUUACAGGGUUACUAUGUUGCGCGGGGGCAAUAUGGGGGGUGAUGUGGGGGCGGGGCGCGCGGGGGAGGGAGGCCAUCGCGCGGCUGCGCGGGCGCACACGGCACGACGCGGACGUGCGGUAUCUGCACGCCGAUGUUGAUGAAUAA